AUGUCCGUGGACAGCAUUGGAAUGGAAAGCCUCAUCAAAUUCCUAGAGAACAACUUGACUGACCCUAACCAGGGUGUAGCAAGUAAUGCGGAGCCUAUGUCCCUAAUGGGUAUGGUCUCUACUCUAGUACCGGUUUUUGCCACUUCGACGAUCUAUAUUAUUGUGUUCCUCAUCCUCCGUACUUCGAAUCCGCGUUUCUACGCACCUCGAACAUGUCCAGGCACUUUGCGGGAGUAUGAACGCAGUCCCGCGCUGCCCAACGGAUUCUUCUCUUGGAUAAAAGCUUUCUGGCAAGUACCAGAUGCGUAUGCCCUCCGGCGUCAAAGUCUAGAUUCAUACCUUUUUAUAAGAUUCCUUCGUGUUUGUUGCACCCUCUGUCUUUUUACCCUCUGCGUUACAUGGCCAGUUCUCUUUCCACUUAAUGCCACAGGCGGUAAUGGGAAGAAGCAACUUGAGAUCCUUUCCUACAGCAAUAUUAACAUUGAAGACUCAGCCAAGAGGAACAGAUUGUACGCCCAUUGUUUUGUGGCCUGGGUCGUAUAUACCUUCGUGAUGUACGCCAUUAUCCGCGAGUUACAUUUCUACAUAAACCUGCGGCAAGCCUUUUUGCUGACCCCACGACAUGCUAAGCGCAUCUCGUCCCGUACUGUCUUGUUUACUUCAGUGCCCAAGGAGUGUCUCAACGAGGACCAUAUACGUAGCCUAUUCAACUCUGUCAAGAAUGUUUGGAUCGCUGGAGACACCAAACAGCUAGAUAAGAUCAUCCAAGAGCGAGACGACGUGGUUAAGAAGCUUGAGAGAGGGGAAACUGAGUGGAUCAAACUGCGUCACAAGGAGCGCAAAUAUGAAUUGAAGACUGGUCAUGAGACUGACAAGGUAACUACCAGCACAUCCAAUCCUGAAUCUGGAAAGCGACCAACCCACCGAACAGGCCCUUCAGGGCUUAUCGGCGAAAAAGUCGAUACCAUCCAAUGGUGUCGAGAAAAACUCAAGGACCUCAUCCCCGAAGCCCAGAGCGCUCAGUAUAACUGGCUCACUGGGGAUUAUGAGAAACACACUGCUUUUUUCGUCGAGUUCUCUACUCAACACGAUGCGCAGGUUGCUUGUCAAACCACGACACACCACUGCCCGCUUCAAAUGUCUCCCCGAUUCAUCGGCAUAAAGCCAAACGAAGUCAUCUGGAAGAACCUUAGCUAUCCAUGGUGGCAGGUUGCAAUACGGCGAUAUGUCAUUUACACUGCAAUUACUGUUCUUGUUGUAUUUUGGGCUCUUCCUGUGACUAUUGUUGGUAUCAUUGCCCAAGUAAAUACCAUCAAAUGGCUACCAGGCUUAACAUGGAUACAGAACAUUCCACAGGUUAUCCUUGGUGCUGUUUCUGGCUUGCUACCUUCCAUCGCGCUAUCUAUUCUGAUGUCAUCAGUGCCAGUGUUCAUACGUACCUGUGCCAGGUGGUCUGGCUGUGUUUCAGCGUCACAAGCCGAGCUCUUCACCCAGAACGCCUACUUCAUCUUUCAAGUCCUCCAAGUAUUCCUGGUCCAGACGCUUUCCAACAGUUUCGUUUCAUCUCUUGUGACGCUCCUUCGGAAUCCCAACGACGUCUUUGGCAUGCUUUCAUCUUCGAUCCCUACCGCUUCCAACUUUUACAUUUCGUUUUUCAUUGUUCAAGGUCUCACCAUCGCCACCGGCGUAGUGACUCAGGUUUUUGAAUUCGUCAUGUUCACACUUUCAUCCAGAUUCACCAACAUGACUCCACGAACUAUGUGCGGCAAGGGGACGGCACUCAGUACUAUUUCUUUCGGGAGCCUCAUGCCUAUUUACACCAACAUGGCUGUCAUUAGUAUUAUUUAUUCUGUUAUCGCCCCCUUUCUUCUAUUCUGGUCGACUAUCAGCAUGGGUUUGUUCUAUCUCGCGUACCGUUACAAUGUACUGUAUGUUGCAGAUACCACUGUCGACACCGAUGGUUUGAUCUAUCCUCGGGCUCUGAAACAGCUUUUAUUUGGCGUUUACGUAGCCGAGAUGUGCCUCGUUGGAAUGUUCAUCGUUUCCAAAGCCGCAGGACCUGCUUUUCUGAUGAUAAUAUUUCUUUCUCUUACCAUCUUUUCUCACCUCUCACUCGUCAAGGCUCUCGAUCCUUAUCUUUACAAUCUUCCUGUCUCUCGUCAACUCGAAGAAGAUCGAACUAAUCGACGCCAGCAACAUGUACAGAAUGGCGCCAAUCCCAUUUCCACAGGUGCGAGCAGGAGGAAUACCACCCGGAAACUCGUGCCUAUCGCUACUAGCCGGGACGGCAAUAAAGCUAACUUUGUUUCUGAGUGGCUCAAGUCCCGGAUCCUCGUCGAUUACCUGGCCGUGGAGCAGUUGGUGUAUCACGAGGACCUCAUAGAACCAGAGUACGAGGCGCAGGGUUAUUAUCCGCCUUCCGUCACAAGUCAGGCUCCAUUCCUUUAG
Fusarium proliferatum ET1 is the source of this 2448-nucleotide messenger RNA. RefSeq lists its product as uncharacterized. Gene Ontology annotation, molecular function: calcium-activated cation channel activity. The record is from RefSeq and is a predicted model, not a curated record. NCBI's taxonomy places the organism in Eukaryota, Fungi, Ascomycota, Sordariomycetes, Hypocreales, Nectriaceae. The transcript is spliced from 5 exons. The coding region runs from base 1 to 2448 and encodes 815 amino acids. Gene Ontology annotation, cellular component: plasma membrane.